AUUUUGUCGUGGAUUUGAGUAAAGAUGACAUAUCAAGAGUGCUGGAGAAUUUCGCUCGAAGACCACUGGUUCGGGAAUUGUCCGAGCAAAAUAACGUGAAUAGGAGAAUGUUUUACGCCGCUUACAAGUACGAUUUCUUUCUCACGGUCUCUUUAAAAAGCUUCCGAAACUACUGCUUGAAUUCCUCACCGUUGGACCCAUGCAUUGCGGUUACGAUUAGCGAUAUACUUAAUAAAGCUCGAGAUGUGGACAGUAUUUAUCCGUAUUUUAUUGAACACGCCAGACGAGUGUAUCCUCAUUUGGACUGUGAAAAAGAGUUGAAAGUAUUGAGUGACCUGUCCAAGCCACAUCACUGGUACCCGAAAGCGCGAGAAGUCUUCAGGAAAAUACAUUUUCAUGCAGGACCAACAAACAGCGGUAAAACGUAUGAGGCGCUGCAGCGAUUCUAUGAGGCCAAGACAGGCUUUUAUUGCGGGCCACUCCGGCUACUAGCAAACGAAGUUGCGGAAAAAAGCAAUGAAAGGGGUGCGUUGAUCCAUUCAAAUACACUUUUUUGCCAUAAAAUUCAUGCGUUAUCGCUUUUUUGCUUGAGUUUUGUCAGUGGCCUCGUUUCCGAAAACGAAUCUAGUGAGUUUUGGAGAAAUGAAGUUAUCCAUUACAUGCUUUUUUCAAUGGGGUUGCUUAGAAGUAAGUUGAUGAUGGUUUUGACUCUCUCGUAUUCGCUUUUAGUACUAGCGUUCCAUCGAAACGAAUGA
Messenger RNA from Gongylonema pulchrum, 755 nucleotides. The record is from the annotation of a GenBank genome assembly. Lineage: Eukaryota; Metazoa; Nematoda; Chromadorea; Rhabditida; Gongylonematidae.